UGAGCGAGUGUGCACGUGUGUCUGUGGAGAACUUUAAUGUGUGUCGCACAUUUCUCACAAUUAACUGGUGUUUAAAAUGGGAAAGAAGGGGAAAACAGGGCAGCAUCGGAAGGACAAGUUCUAUAAGUUAGCUAAGGAGACAGGCUACCGGGCGCGCUCGGCUUUCAAACUGAUCCAGCUGAACCGGAAAUAUGGCUUCCUGCAGAGGUCCAAGGUUCUGGUGGACCUGUGUGCAGCUCCGGGCGGAUGGCUCCAAGUUGCUGCCAAGUACAUGCCAGUGUCCAGUCUUCUUGUGGGUGUAGAUUUGGUGCCCAUCAAGCCUAUCCCUAAUGUUAGCACCAUCCAGGCAGACAUCACAACAGACAAGUGUAGACAGGCCCUGAAGAAGGAGUUGGCCACCUGGCAGGCUGACUGUGUACUGCAUGACGGUGCUCCUAAUGUCGGCUCCAAUUGGCUCAAAGAUGCAAGUGAACAGGCCCAGUUAGUUCUGGCAUCCCUGAGGUUGGCCACAGAAGUGCUGAACAAAGGUGGCUGUUUUGUGACCAAGGUGUUCCGCUCCAAGGACUACCAUGCCUUACUGUGGGUGUUCCAACAACUCUUCAAACACGUCCACGCUACAAAACCUCAGGCCUCCAGACAUGAGUCUGCCGAGAUCUUUGUCGUGUGUGAAGGGUUUCUAGCUCCUGACAAAAUUGACCCCAGGUUCCUGGAUCCGAGGUUUGCCUUUAAAGAAGUGGAUGUUGGACAGACACCCCAGGUCAACCUGAAGACACUGGAACAGAAGAAAGCCAAGGCAGAGGGGUAUGCUGAGGGGGACCUGACACUGUUUCACCAGGUCAAUGUGUCCGAGUUCAUCACCAGCGACAGUUACAUGGACAUGCUAGCCUCCAAAAAUCAGCUGGUGUUUGACGAUGAGAAGAUUGCCAACCAUCCACUGACAACAAGUGAGAUCAAACUGUGCUGUCAGGACAUCAAGCUGCUGGGGAGAAAAGACAUCAGGUUGCUUCUAAGAUGGAGGAAAAAGAUGAAAGAGGUGUUGCAGUCCUCAGAAGAACCAGAGCAAAGCUCACCCCAGGAGUCUGGUGAAGAGGAGGAGGAGCUCAAGUUAGACCAGCAGUUGAGCCAGCUGCAGCGAGAGGAGGCAGCACAACUCAAAAGGAAGAAGAAGGAGGUUCAAAAAGAACGUCGGAAGCUACAAGAGCGUAUGGUGCUGAAAAUGGAUGUAUUGGAUGACAAACACGACUUUCAGGAAGAGAGGCCACUCUUCAAUUUGCAGCGCAUUCAUAGAAAACAGGAGCUAGCUGGUGUGCAGGGUGAUGCCCACCUCACUACUGCCCUGGACGACAUCGGUUCUGAGUCAGAGAACGAGGAGGAGCCAGAUCCUCUGAUCCAGCGAGAUCCAGAUCUGAACAGCGAGCCAGAUUCUGACGACCUGGAGAUCGCAAAGGCAGAAGAAGUUGAAGAGGAGUUGGAACAGCCUGGUGCUGCUGGGGACGAUGACUUUGAUAUUGGCGGAGCAGAUAUUGAGUUAAAGAAUCCUCUGCUGGUUGACUUGGAGUCAGCAGACCUGGACAGAAGGGCCAUGGCAAGAACAGACAGGUGGUUCAGCAAGGACAUUUUUGCUGGGGUGGCCUCUGAUGAUGAGGAUGAUGAUGAUGAAGAUGAUUUGGAAAACAUGAAACAACAGGAUGACAAGAUUACUGAACAUGAUGAGGGAAGUAAGGAGGCAGAAUCCAGAGGAGAAAAACCUGACUCUGAGCGAGAGAUGACUGGGUCAAGUGAUACAGACACUUCUGCUAGUGAUUCAGAAGCCAGUGACUAUGAUGUUGAUGAGACUAUAGGAAACACUGGCCAAACUACAACUGUUCAAGCCCCUGUCAACAAACCAAGACAAGAUGGGUUUGAGGUUGUGUCUGAACAUCAUGCAGAAAGAACUAAGAGAAAACUGGACCCCGAGGGACUUGCCCUGGGGGCACUGAUUUCUACAUCCAAGAAGAGAAGAAGGGACAUUGUUGACUGGGCGUUUAACAGAUACACCUUUGAUGAUGAAGGUCUGCCUGACUGGUUUGUGAAGGAUGAAGUCAAACACAGUAAGAAGCAACUACCAGUCACCAAGGACAUGGUUGCUGAGUACAGGGAGAAGUUGAGGGCCAUCAACGCUCGCCCAGUCAAGAAGGUAGCAGAGGCCAAGGCAAGGAAGAAGAGGAAGGCACUGAAGAGACUGGAGAAGGCCAAGAAAAAAGCUGAGGCUAUUACAGAGAGUGGAGACAUGUCUGACAAAGAAAAAGUGCAGCAAAUUAAACAGCUGUACAAAAAAGCUGGUGCACUUGGUAAGAAGAAGCCAGAGAAGACCUAUGUGGUGGCCAGGAAAUUCAAUGCAGCAAAGAGGCCCAAGAGACCAGCUGGGCUGAAGGGCCCAUACAGAGUUGUAGACCCUCGUAUGAAGAAAGACUCCAGAAAAAUCAACUCAAACUCUAAACAGUCUGGAAAAAUGCGAGGCAAGAGAAGAUGAGAAUACUGAAUGGAUACUGUAAUUCCUCAUUGUCAUGGCACUUUUAUGUUCACUGUUUCCACAGUUAUAUCUGUACCGUAAACAUAUGAUUACUGAAUCAGAUGUCAAAUUAUUCAUUUUGUCUUUUGCCCCCCUCUCCAUCUUCUGUCACCAUGGAGACUAAGUUCUGUGAACAUGUUCAUUUUCCUCAGGCUUUGAAAUUUGCUACCAUGAAUACAAAGUGAAUUACACUAGUAAAUUACAGUAUCACGUAAUGCACUCGACUGUAGAAUGUUUGUGACCACAACAGUCAAAAGCAGACUGUCAUGGAUUAAGUAAUUGAUACUAGGUCUAACCCAUGGACAUCAAGUAAUAGAAGCCACAAGCUGUACAUGUAUGUUCUUGUUAUUCUUGGCCACACUGACUUAAUUUUAUGGAUGACAUCCUCUGAAGCCCUAAAACUAAUUCAAACAGGCAAAUAAAAAAAAAGUCCAGCCAAAACGAAUGCUGAUAAACCACAGGAAUACAAAGCUGGUAUAUUUAUAUUGUGAAUUUGUGGUUCUGCGUAACAAGUUUUACUACAAGCCGGUACAUGCUGGCCUUUUGUAGCAUUACAAGUCGGCACCAGUGCACUGUACUAUCAGUUCUCCAAUUCUGUAGAGCUUCGGCAGCCUGGGUACCAUCCUCCGUAGUUACCACCGUUUUCCUAUUGUUGGUAGCUACAAUGGAUUACGACAGAUGGCAGGGCCCCGGAGGAUUUUUUUUAGAGCAGGGGAAAAUUAUUGUGUGCGCAGAUGUCAUCCAUAAAAAUUAAAUCAGUGUGGCCUUACAAAGAACAAAAUGCUAACAAUCUCGCCACUCUAACCCCACAGCCAGUAUAGAAUAAAGAAAACUUAAGCAAGGAAUAGAAGAUGUUGUUUUGAUACUACCAAAUAAGUUGGUAAAAUUGUCAUUGAACCAUAUCUGCACAAAUUUAAUGGCAUCAGCAAUCUUUAUUAAAACAUCACAUAUUUUAUACAUGUAUUGAAAUGUUGUGAUUCUGACAUACCAUAGCUAUGUAACAAUGUAUCCAUAUGUCUAUGACGGAUUAUGUAUCUGU
This is a messenger RNA of Branchiostoma belcheri (Belcher's lancelet), 3590 nucleotides long. Its product is annotated as pre-rRNA processing protein FTSJ3-like. Lineage: Eukaryota; Metazoa; Chordata; Leptocardii; Amphioxiformes; Branchiostomatidae. Gene Ontology annotation, biological process: rRNA methylation; maturation of LSU-rRNA from tricistronic rRNA transcript (SSU-rRNA, 5.8S rRNA, LSU-rRNA); maturation of 5.8S rRNA from tricistronic rRNA transcript (SSU-rRNA, 5.8S rRNA, LSU-rRNA). Gene Ontology annotation, molecular function: rRNA (guanine) methyltransferase activity; rRNA (uridine-2'-O-ribose)-methyltransferase activity. The coding region runs from base 77 to 2512 and encodes 811 amino acids. Gene Ontology annotation, cellular component: preribosome, large subunit precursor; nucleolus; nucleus. The record is from RefSeq and is a predicted model, not a curated record. The transcript is spliced from 21 exons.